AUGUCAAAUAAGUAUACCUCACCUUCGCUCCAAAUCGCCCGUGUUAAUAAUUCCAGUGAGGAUAUUAUAUCAUCAGAAAAUUGGUUCACGGAAUUGGACAGGCUAAACUCGGUCCUCCGAGCAAAGCCACUGGAAAAGGGCAAGGAUUACAGGCCCGUUAAUAUAGCGAUUCUUGAUACCGGCGUAAGGCCCCAAUUCGAAGAUCUGGUUGAGGACUACAAGGAUUUUAUAACGGAGAAUGACAUGGACUUCAUCGACGAAGAAGGUCACGGGACAUAUGCCGUCCAGCUGAUACACAAAGCCAACAACAAAGCCAAGAUAUAUGUGGGCAGAGUUUUCAAGCAUCGAAAAGCUGACGAGAACACUCUCAGCCUUAUGACCCAGGCAGUGAGGCACGCGACCCUCAAAUGGAGAGUUGACGUGAUUGUAAUGCCAUCGGGAUUUCAGUCAGAGAGCGAAGACAUGAUCGAAGCAAUUGAGGAGGCAAGAUGGACGCUCACGCGCCUUGCCUAG
Molecule: messenger RNA, 513 nt
Organism: Clonostachys solani
Lineage: Eukaryota; Fungi; Ascomycota; Sordariomycetes; Hypocreales; Bionectriaceae
Source: the annotation of a GenBank genome assembly